UGAGGGGAGCGGAGCCGGGAGUGGUAGGGGGGGGAUUUGCGGGGCGCUGCUGGCAAGAUGGUGUCGCUGCUGCCGCGCAUCGAGCGGCUUUCGUCGCGGGUGGUGCGGGUGCUGGGCUGUAACCCGGGGCCCAUGACUCUGCAGGGCACGAACACCUACCUGGCGGGCACCGGGGCCAGAAGAGUCCUUAUUGACACUGGGGAGCCAGCUACUCCUGAAUAUAUUGGCUGUCUAAAGCAGGCACUGUCUGAGUUCAACAUCUCAAUUCAAGAAAUUUUAGUGACACACUGGCAUCGUGAUCAUACUGGUGGAAUACCUGAUAUCUGCAAAAACUUCCCUAAUGACUCUGAAUAUCGCAUCAGUAAGCUUCCUCGUGUCCCUGACCGUGAAGAAAUAAUAGAAGGAGGACAUAAAUACUUUUAUCUCAAAGAGGGAGAUGUGAUACAGACAGAGGGAGCCACACUCAGAGUUUUAUAUACACCUGGACACACUGAUGAUCAUAUGUCUUUACAUCUAGAAGAAGAAAAUGCUGUAUUUACUGGUGACUGUAUUUUAGGGGAAGGAACAACAGUAAUUGAAGACCUGUAUGAUUACAUGAAAACUUUGAAAAGGUUGUUACAAAUGAAACUAGAUUUAAUAUAUCCAGGUCAUGGCCCAGUAGUACGUGAUGCAAAUGCUAGAAUCCAAGGCUACAUUUCUCACCGAAUGGCACGUGAACAGCAAAUUCUAAAUGUUUUCCAGAAGAAUGCUGGAAAAUCAUAUACAUCCUCGGAGCUUGUAAAGAUAGUAUACAAGGAGAUCCCUGAGAAUUUACUUCUAGCAGCAGAAAAUAACCUCCUUGUCCACUUGAGGAAGUUGGAAAAAGAAGGAAAAGUGUUACAUGAGGCAUCUCCCAACUUCAGAUGGAGAAACAAUUUAUAA
Molecule: messenger RNA, 921 nt
Organism: Balearica regulorum gibbericeps (East African grey crowned-crane)
Lineage: Eukaryota; Metazoa; Chordata; Aves; Gruiformes; Gruidae
Gene: LACTB2
Product: lactamase beta 2
Cellular component (GO): mitochondrial matrix
Molecular function (GO): single-stranded RNA binding; RNA endonuclease activity
Source: RefSeq, a predicted model, not a curated record